Tachyglossus aculeatus (Australian echidna) is the source of this 915-nucleotide messenger RNA. RefSeq names its product transmembrane epididymal protein 1A-like. The transcript has a single exon. Bases 1 to 915 code for a protein of 304 amino acids. The record is from RefSeq and is a predicted model, not a curated record. Lineage: Eukaryota; Metazoa; Chordata; Mammalia; Monotremata; Tachyglossidae.
AUGGGCAACUUCCUGGGGCACCUGUGCCCGGCCCUGUCCUUCCUGAUCCUCGGGUUGUUCUACGCGGUGCGGCUGUCCCAGGCGCUGCUGAAGGGCCAGAGGUUCCAGUCCAUCCCUCUCGUCCAGCGGGGCAGAGGGGCGUGGGGCUGGCUAGGCCGCGUGCCCCUCGACGGCGCGGGGAAGGCCCUCUGCGGCACCGCCAUCCUCCUGGGAGAGCUCUUCUACCCUCCCGGGACCAACAAGCUGGUCCUGCUGGACUUGGGGGAUCCCGCCCGGCCCUUCCUGUUCCCGAGCGAGUGGCAGCACGUCACCAUGUUCGGCUUCUUUGCCCUGAGCGGCUGGGUGGACCUGGUGAGCUGGGUCUGGCUGGCCAGGCGGCAGGAGGGGCUGGAGCGGGCGGCCCUGGCCCUGGCCUUCCACGUGUUGGCCCUGCUGUUGCUCACCCACUCUCAGGGCAAGGAUCCCGUGGAGAACAGGGUGCACUUUCUGCUGCUGCUGCCCGCCUUCUUGAUGGCCCUGGUGCUUACUCUUGAGCUGUGGGCUCCCGACCAGCCCCAGCUCUGGGUGGCCAAGACCUGGCUGCUCCUGGUGCAGGGCUCGUGGCUGCUCCAAAUCGCCUUCAUGCUCUACCGGCCACCCACGGGCCAGCCCUGGCGAGGGGACAACCCUGCGGACCUUAUGUUUCUCUCCACCUUCUUCUGCUGGCACCUGGCCCUGGACAUGGGGCUCCUGGCCGCCGUCUACGGACUGUCUGGGCUCCGGCAUCGCCACGGCUCGCCCCGGGCUGGGGAAAAAGGCCUGGGGUAUAGGCGGUGCCACCUGGGCCCACUGGAUGAGGAGCUGCAGAAGCUGGAGGUGGAGGUGGGGAAGAUGGAGAGGGGCCCCAUUUUUGGGGCAGGGCUAUUGGAGAUCUGA